ACAACAAAAGACACCAAAGACCAAACCCAGGUGGCUUCACCUGUAAUUUUCCUCACAUCUAAGCCCCAUUCUUAUAAACCUCCCCCUCCCUAUACUUUCCUCCGCUCUCACUCUCACUCUCACUUUACACCAAGCAAACCCACACCUCUCCCGCUCUCUCUCUAAAACCCAUCCCACACUUUCUCUCUCUAAACCCAAAAUCUCCAGAUCCAAAACCCACUCACAAUGCAGCUCCGCUGGGCUACCGCCGCCGGCGCCCUCCUCCUAACACUAACCCUCCUCACCACCCUCGCCCAAGCCCACAACAUCACGCGCAUCCUGGCCAAGCACCCGGAGUUCUCGACCUUCAACCACUACCUUACCCUGACCCACCUGGCCGCCGAAAUCAACCAGCACACCACCAUCACAGUCUGCGCCGUAGACAACUCCGCCAUGUCAGCCCUCCUCGCCAAGAAGCCCUCCAUCUACACCAUAAAAAACAUCCUCUCCCUCCACAUCCUCCUCGACUACUUCGGAGCCAAGAAGCUCCACCAGAUCACCAACGGCACCGCCCUCGCCGCCACCAUGUUCCAGGCCACCGGCUCCGCCCCCGGAUCAGCCGGCUUCGUUAACAUCACCGACCUCAAGGGCGGAAAGGUCGGAUUUACCCCCCAGGACAACGACGGCACCUUCCCCGCCCAUUUCGUCAAAUCCGUUGAAGAGCUUCCGUACAACAUUUCCGUCAUCCACAUCAGCUCCAUCCUCCCCAGCCAGGCCGCCGAGGCCCCGGCACCGGGCCCCGCCGAGCUGAACAUCACCAGCAUCAUGUCCGCCCACGGCUGCAAGGUCUUCGCCGACACGCUGCUCGCCAACCCGGACGCCUUCAAGACCUACGAGGACAAUGUCGGCGGCGGGCUGACCGUGUUCUGCCCGAUGGACGACGCCUUCAAGGCUUUCCUGCCGAAGUUCAAGAACUUAACCAGGGCCGGGAAGGCGUCGCUGCUAGAGUACCACGCCGUUCCGGUGUACCAGUCUAUGGCCACGUUGAAGUCCAACAAUGGGCUGCAGAACACUCUGGCCACUGACGGCGCUAGCAAGUUUGACUUCACCGUCCAAAACGACGGCCAGGAGGUCACUCUGAAGACGAAGAUCGUGACGGGGAAGAUCACGGGGACUCUGAUCGACGAGCAGCCCGUGGCUAUUUACACCAUUGACAAGGUUCUGCAGCCCAAGGAGCUUUUCAAGGGUGCUUUGACUCCAGCGCCGGCGCCGGCUCCUGAGAAACCGGCCCACGCGCCGAAGAGUUCGAAGAAGAAGACGAAGACGAAGGACACGCCUUCGCCAGACUCCGAAUCGCCCGCUGACUCGCCGGAUGACAAUCCCGCGGAUCAGACUGCGGAUGAUAAUAAUGGAGCCGUUGGGGUUGGAAGGUUGGGAUUUGGGGGAUUGGUUCUCAGCAUGUGGGUAGGCUUUUUACUGCUGUAAGUUUUUAUUUUAAUUUGUUUUCACUGGGCAAUAAGUGAGAUGAAUUUGAGGUAUUUUUUCUUUAUAGUUCUGUGCGUGGGUGUGUUGGGUUUUUAUUUUACUUUUAAAAAAAAAAAAAAAUGUAUGGGGGAAUUUGUAAGGUGGUUAUUUUUGUUUGUGGAGUACUUGGUAUAGAUUCAUGGAUCUAUAUAUACACUUAGAAUGUUUUCAGUUAUUUUUAUUUGGGAUGUUUUUAAUUAUUAUUUAUUGAAUUUUUGGACAAUGUCUUUA
Molecule: messenger RNA, 1734 nt
Organism: Prunus mume (Japanese apricot)
Lineage: Eukaryota; Viridiplantae; Streptophyta; Magnoliopsida; Rosales; Rosaceae
Gene: FLA1
Product: FASCICLIN-like arabinogalactan 1
Biological process (GO): root development; shoot system development
Cellular component (GO): plasma membrane
Source: RefSeq, a predicted model, not a curated record